Molecule: messenger RNA, 664 nt
Organism: Lontra canadensis (Northern American river otter)
Lineage: Eukaryota; Metazoa; Chordata; Mammalia; Carnivora; Mustelidae
Gene: OCIAD2
Product: OCIA domain containing 2
Exons: 7
Coding region: 99-563 (154 amino acids)
Cellular component (GO): mitochondrial inner membrane
Source: RefSeq, a predicted model, not a curated record
CGGGCGCGGCUGGCUCCGGAUCCCUACCUGCGCAGACAUCGAGUCAACAAAUAAGCUGAGCACAUUCAACUAGAAGAGAAUCAAAGACUAGAGGCAUCAUGGCUUCAGUGUCUACUCACGGAAACCAAGAUAAAGGCCACCAUUUGCCACCACCAAGCAAGCAGAGUCUGUUGUUUUGUCCGAAAUCAAAACUGCACAUCCACAGGGCAGAGAUUUCGAAGAUUAUCCGAGAAUGUCAAGAAGAAAGUUUCUGGAAGAGAGCUUUGCCUUUUUCUCUUGUGAGCAUGCUCGCCACCCAAGGACUAGUCCACCAAGGUUAUUUAGCAUCUAACCCAAGAUUUGGAUCAUUGCCCAAAGUUGCACUUGCAGGUGUCUUGGGAUUUGCCCUUGGAAAGGCGUCAUACAUACGAGUAUGCCAGAGUAAAUUCCAUUCCUUUGAAGACCAGCUACGUGGGGCUGGUUUUGGUCCAGGGCAUAACAGGCACUGCCUGCUCACCUGCGAGGAAUGCAAAAUUAAGCACGGAUUACAUGAGAAGGGAAGUUCGCAGCCUUCGGCUUCCUAAACUUCUAUCUAUGGAUUUUGAUGUUUCUCAAACCUCUGAAUUUGCACACAUUUUAAAUUUCCAGUGUACUUUAAAAUAAUAUACGUAGAGUGGAACAGAAA